Molecule: messenger RNA, 2772 nt
Organism: Sebastes umbrosus (honeycomb rockfish)
Lineage: Eukaryota; Metazoa; Chordata; Actinopteri; Perciformes; Sebastidae
Gene: slc30a8
Product: solute carrier family 30 member 8
Exons: 9
Coding region: 644-1996 (450 amino acids)
Biological process (GO): zinc ion transmembrane transport; response to glucose; insulin secretion
Cellular component (GO): plasma membrane
Molecular function (GO): zinc ion transmembrane transporter activity
Source: RefSeq, a predicted model, not a curated record
GGAUCAGGAAUGAAUGGCCACUAUAGUAGUGAAGGAGAGCGCACGGCACUACAGUGUGAUGGUGUUAUUAUCAGAGAGAGUACCGGGUGCUUAAAGGAGGUGGGCGGGUCCGGAGGUUAUUUUUGUGGCUGAAGUGCCACCCAUGAUCUGGAUGAGCAGUGUGCACACAUUCACUCACUCAAAGGGGAGUUUUUAUCAUCAACUUUUGAUUGCAUGUUAACUUUUCCAUGGACCUGCAGCCGGCUGCUUCACCUCACCAGUCUUUUGCUUAACUUGGUUUAUUAGACCUCAACAUUAACAUCUCUCUUCUCUGAAUCCUCGGGCAUGCACACAUCAUCAUCAUCAUCAUCAUCAUCUUCUGCUGCAGAGAUGAAGCGCUGCAGGCGGCCAUGUGUUUGCACACGCUUCACACACGCUCACAGGGCGGUCUGCAUCACUUCUUCAGAUGUUUGCAUCCUGUCUGCUUUCACAGGACCAGAGGAUGACUGAGCUCUCGGCUGGUAACACUUCUGCAGAGGAAACCCAGCUUUCUUAGAACUACUUUUAAGUUACUUCUUCUUUUUUGUUUUUUAAAACAAUUUUUUUGUUUUAAUCUGGGCAUUAUAUCGACUUUAAAUCUGAUAUCCUCCACAAGAAGUCAGCCAUGUUCCAAAAGAAGAAGGAUCCAGAAAGAUUGGUGCUGGUGACAGAUGUGAGGGCCUCCUACACCACUUUAUCAAGGUCCAGCAUUCCCAACCAGGAGACGUUGCAGAUAGACGGCUCUGAUGGCAUCGAGCAUUGCCAUGACAACAGCCGUGCACAGGAGGACCGGGAGCGAGAGAAGAAAGUCGCCAGGAGGAGGUUGUACGUGGUCUCUGUCAUCUGCCUGGUUUUCAUGAUCUGUGAAGUCAUCGGUGGGUAUUUUGCAGGCAGUCUUGCGGUGAUGACAGACGCUGCCCACCUACUUGCGGACUUGGUCAGCUUCCUCAUCAGCCUGCUGUCCCUCUGGCUCUCCUCCAGACCUGCCACACACAAGCUUAGCUAUGGCUGGCAUCGUGCAGAGAUUCUGGGUGCUCUGCUGUCAAUUUUCACCAUCUGGCUGGUAACAGGAGUGCUGGUUUACCUGGCUGUGAGGCGCCUCAUCAACAAUGACUACACCAUCGAGGGCACUAUCAUGCUCAUUACCUCUGGUUGUGCUGUGUUGGCUAAUAUUGUCAUGGCCCUCGUCCUUCACCAGUCCGGACAUGGACACAGUCACGGGGGUCUCAGCUCAUCACACGGACACAGUCACGGGGGUCAGCGCUCAAACGGGCAUGGCCACAGUAACGGGGGUGUCAGCUCAAACGGGCACGGCCACAGUAACGGGGGUGUCAGCUCAAACGGGCACGGCCACAGUCACGGCGGUCUCAGCUCACAGGGGCACGGCCACAGCCACAAGAAUGGAAACGAACACAGUCAAGCCUUAACCCACUCAAACCAUGACCAUGCAGACGCGGAGCAAAACAGGGCUAAUCAUGACGGGAGGCCUCAGCGGAACAACGCCAGUGUGCGAGCGGCCUUUGUCCACGUGUUGGGAGAUCUUCUCCAGAGCGUCAGCGUGUUCAUCAGCGCCAUCAUUAUCUUCUUCAAGCCAGAAUAUAAGAUGGCUGACCCCAUCUGUACCUUCCUGUUCUCCAUAUUUGUCUUGUGCACCACCAUCACCAUCAUGAAGGAUAUUCUUGUUGUCCUGAUGGAAGGCGCUCCAACAGGAGUGAAUUACAGCGAGGUGCGGGAUGGGCUGCUAGCAGUGAAGGGGGUGAAGGCGGUCCACAACCUUCACAUCUGGGCCCUCACCAUGAACCAGACUGUACUGACUGCACACGUAGCCAUAGACGAGACAGUGGAUGCCCAGACUGUCCUAAGAGAAAUGACACAGGCUUGUUUCUCCUCUUACAACUUCCACGCCAUUACGAUUCAAAUGGAGAGACAGGCCGACCUGAAGCCUGGAUGUACUCUGUGUGAGGAGCCCAAGAAGUAGCAACCCAAGCUAUGCUUUAACUGCUGCUGUAACCUCUGCACUGCUCCUUGGACCCUGAGGUCUUAUGUUUUUUACUGUGACCUUAUUGCCAAAGUCAUACUGUAUGUCUGUGCUUUAUGUGCAUUUGUGUUGACAUUCCCAAAGAAAUAUUUAUAUUGAAAUAAGAAUGAGCAUGUGCCUGAAUGAAAGGCAAGCUAGCUCAGGAUUUAAAUUAUUUUAGAAGAAAAGUUCCCUAUCCACACCCUCCUCCUGUGUGAAGUUUGAACUUGUCUAAAACUUGAAAAUUCUGGAGAUGUCUUUGCUUAUUAAGUGUAUUUAUGUUGAAAUAUAAAUCACAAUGCACCGUAUAAACUAUAGAAUGUAUAUAGGAAGUGGACGUAGUCACCGUGACGUCACCGUGACGUCACCGUGACGUCACUGAUUGAUGCGUCGACUACGGUUUUGAUGCCUCGAGUUUGGCAUUUUGGCCGUCGCCAUCUUGGUUUUUGCAAGCAGAAGUAACACGAGAGGGUGGAGCUGAGUACAACCGAGCGCUGAAUAGAGUGCUCCAGGGAUGACGUAUUUUUGUAGGCCAACCAGGAAGAUAGCAUCGCACUGGGUUCCCUCGACAAAAAGACGAUGGGAUUUCUCCAUUGGGUUUUUGGAUUAGUGCAGAAAAUAAGCUCUGUGGCAAACAAACGUUUAUGAUACUUACGCAUUUUGUUCAGCAAGAUCAUUUUCACAAAUGAACACCACUUUUGGGAUUUUUCAAGUGUAAAUGCAAUCGUCAGAAUUAA